CUGCGCGGGCUGGUCGGGCGCAGGGGUCCCUGGGAAGAUGGCGGCCCCCGUCAGAGGCCGAUAAGGAAAAAUCUCCAAGUUACGCCCUCGGGAGCGGCUCCCGCGCGGCAGCUUCUCCCCCCACCUCCCCGGGACCAUGUCCGGAGCGCAGAACUCUGCUGCUCACAAUGAGAAUUCUUCUAGAAUCAUUCGAGUUGGAACAAGAAAGAGUCAACUUGCUCGGACUCAGACUGGCUCUGUGGCAGACAUGCUGAAAGAACUUUAUCCAAAUGCAGAACUUGAAAUUGUUGCUAUGACAACCACUGGGGACAGAAUUCUGGAUACAGCUCUCUCAAAGAUUGGAGAGAAAAGCCUGUUCACAAAGGAGCUGGAAACUGCAUUGGAGAAAAACGAGGUUGACCUGGUAGUUCACUCUCUGAAAGACCUGCCGACCACUCUUCCCCCAGGAUUUACAAUUGGAGCCAUCUGCAAGCGUGAAAUUCCCUUUGAUGCUGUAGUUCUGCACCCGAGCCAUGCAGGAAAAUCCCUGGAAACACUACCGGAGAGGAGUGUGGUGGGAACUAGCUCUUUACGACGAGCAGCACAGCUCAGAAGGAGAUUUCCUCACUUGGAAUUCAAGGAUAUUCGAGGCAAUUUGAACACAAGACUAAAGAAGCUUGAUGAGAAAAGUGAUUACAGUGCUAUUGUACUGGCAGCAGCUGGCCUGCGAAGAAUGGGAUGGGAGAAUCGGAUUAGUCAGAUUCUAGAGCCUGAAGAUUGUAUGUAUGCUGUGGGCCAGGGUGCCCUGGGUGUAGAAGUGAGAAUGAAUGACACUGCUGUCCUGGACAUGGUAUCUGCUCUCAACGACACGGAAACAGUCCUGCGCUGCAUUGCUGAGCGUUCCUUCAUGAAGCACCUGGAAGGAGGCUGCAGUGUACCUGUUGCUGUUCACACUGCCAUUAAUGAAAAUCAGCUCUACCUCACAGGGGCUGUGUACAGUCUCGAUGGAUCUGACAGCUUGAAAGAUACUAUGCAAAUAAGUGUAUCAACUCAAACCCAGGAUGAAGACUGCAGCAAUGAUGACUUUCAGCAUGUUGGGAUCACAGCAAAGAGGAUACCUCACCAUUCCCAGGCAGCGGCUGAAAAAUUAGGGAUGCAAUUGGCUAAUCUUCUGCUUAGCAAAGGUGCCAAGGAGAUCCUGACUGUUGCUAGGCAGCUGAAUGAUACAAGAUAAUGCUCUGUUUUUAUGCUGAAGAUUGGUGAAUAUUAUGUUGUUAUUUAGAUGUUUAUAAUGUUAUAAAUGCACAAUAACCAAAGGUAACAGGCAGUAUCCCUAUUGCAUAGCUUAUGCACCCAGUUUGCUUGGUAAAACAUUCUCUAUUUUAUUAUACUCUGACCUGCUUCAGACUGCCCUCUAAAUAUGGUGUGUUGUUUCACUGACUAACCUUUAUCAAACAGCUGAUAUCCCAUGGCAUUUGGAGACUGCUCCAGUACUUCUGUACGAUCUGGUGUAAUAUCUGCAUCUUCAUGUCUUCAUGCAGAUUGCUGAGAGUUUUUCCCAAGAUAGCAGCUCAGAUCUAAAACAGCUUAUCUGAAGGGUAUACAACUUUGAAGUACUUAUUUUCAAUGAUCUGUUAAUUCAAACUUAAAUCAUGCUUUUAAAGAAAAA
This is a messenger RNA of Carcharodon carcharias (great white shark), 1648 nucleotides long. RefSeq names its product hydroxymethylbilane synthase, b (gene hmbsb). NCBI's taxonomy places the organism in Eukaryota, Metazoa, Chordata, Chondrichthyes, Lamniformes, Lamnidae. The record is from RefSeq and is a predicted model, not a curated record. The transcript is spliced from 14 exons. The coding region runs from base 137 to 1213 and encodes 358 amino acids. Gene Ontology annotation, cellular component: cytoplasm. Gene Ontology annotation, molecular function: hydroxymethylbilane synthase activity. Gene Ontology annotation, biological process: heme biosynthetic process.